AUGGACCUCGACGCCGACAUCGACCCCAGCCUCACCGCGACGCUCGACGACGACGACGACCCCGUGACGGCCACGUACCAGGUCUUCAUCAACCCGUCGCUGCCGCUCGGCCGCCGGCUGCUCGUGCUGCAGCACCCCAACCGCACCGACGACGCGCCGCGCCCGCCGCCCACGGAGCUGCGCGUCAAGGCCAACGCCGGCAUGGUCGAGGUCGACAUGCCGCUCGACAACAGCGCCGCCUACGACCGCGAGAAGGGCCUCAAGUGGGGGCGCACCCUGCACACCUCCAUGGCCGCCAAGAACGGCGGCAGCCACGGCCUGGCUGGCGGCUUCGGCUUCGGCACCGUCCAGCGCGGCGCCGGCGGCCGGAAGAAGGCUGAGGGUGAGGAUGACGACGUGCUGGAUUGGACCGAGGCCGUGAGGCAGGACAAGGUCCUCCGCACCCAGACGCUCGGUGGCCAGUACCCAGACUAUAAGGAAGUCCAGCACAUGGUCGGCGUCUUCCAGGGCAAGGACCUCCAUCUCACCCCCGUCUCCUCCCUCGUCCACCUCCGUCCCCAGCUCCACCACAUCGACGCGGCCGCCCAACUCGAACGCCAGGCCGCCGCCUCCGCCUCGAAGGAAGCCGCCCCGACAACGGGUGCCGGCGCCGCGAGAGCAAUCCACAUGACGGUCAAGGCCACCGGCGACGGCGACGGCGUCACCACCGAGACCAUGGCCGACCGCCUGCGCGCCGUGCAGUCGGAGCACUGGCGCACCCUGCGCUACACCGACGAGAACGAGGAGGCCGCUUGGGAGGUGUACAACGAGAGCCUGUUCUUGCGGCCCGCGCAGGAGGGCGAUGCCGAGAACGAGGAUGCCGCCGGCGAGGACGAGCGGCCGCUCGACGAGGCCGUGCCGCACUUUGGCGCUCGGUGGACCGACAAGCAGCUGCUCGAAGCCGUCAGCGGUAUCGAGAAGCCAGAUCCGGUGCCCGUUGUCAAGGAGGAGCCCAAGCCCAUCCAGCCCGCGCCGGUGCAGCCGGUACAGCCGGAGCCAGCCCCGGAGGAGGCCCGCAAGCCGAAACUUCGGCCACGAGGUGGAGCCGCAGCCGGCCCGUCACGGAGAGGCGGUAGGACACGAGGUGCAAGCUCUUAG
Molecule: messenger RNA, 1137 nt
Organism: Ilyonectria robusta
Lineage: Eukaryota; Fungi; Ascomycota; Sordariomycetes; Hypocreales; Nectriaceae
Product: Sin-like protein conserved region-domain-containing protein
Exons: 2
Coding region: 1-1137 (378 amino acids)
Biological process (GO): DNA-templated transcription
Cellular component (GO): RNA polymerase III complex; nucleus
Source: RefSeq, a predicted model, not a curated record